CUUAUUUAUGUAAAUUACGUUUGAGCUGGCUUGAGUCUAAAAAUAGUACUGCUGUAUCAAACUUUGAGUUUGCUCUGAGUCCCUCCUAAGGAGCCUCGUGAUGACACAUUUCAGAGUCUUCCUCGGCGCCCCAUCCGUUAGUGAUCUCAGAAAAGACCCAGCUGGUUCGUACACCUGGAAGACUAUUGAGCCUUCUUUAGCAGAGGCCUCACAAGCACUACUAUACCCUCCCGCAACACUCGAAGCCGCGAGCAGACGAAUAUCUUUGCUCUACCAGAACGUCAUAUUCGACGAUAGUAAUGAAGAAGCCUUUGAUCAGGAGUACGUUGGUCAGGUCGCAUGGCCUGAGGGAAGCGAGCCUUUGAUGAAUGAGCAGACGACGGUGAUAACUUGGCCUCCAACCCCUGUUGCAGAUACUACUGGUGUACCUUCCUUCCUGCGCACAUCUCAGUCGCAAUCUCAGCCUGCCACGAUGGAUCAAACACAGGAAACCACCUCCAUCAGCCUUCAUAAGGUCUCAUCUCUUGCAUCACUCUAUAGUGAAAAACUUGCGAGAGGGAGAAAAGUGAAUAUAUUACUGGCCACGCUAGAGGUGGAAGGCCCUGAUACAGUGCGUGUGAAGAAAGGCCUGGACGCAGGGAAAGAAGUUUCAGUUCUCAAAAUGAUUCUGGGUGACGAAGAUGGAUCAGUAUGCAAGCUCACCUCAUGGCGUGAUGUUGCAGAUGCCUGGGGUGCGCUGGGCGUCAAGCGCGGAGAUAUAAUUUAUCUAGAGAGCACGUAUCGUAUCGCCCCUGCGAUCGCAUUGCGCAGCUCGAUCACCCUCACCGCUUCUCCAUACAACAAGCCCACCGCGGAGAUUUGCUUUCGGACCAUGCCUUAUACACGUGAGGACAAUCGUCUCCGGCCAGACCUCCGGCUCGGGGAAAGCGAUGCCGCCGUCAAGAAGGUCGCUGCGCUAGCCAAGUGGUUCGAGCGGAUGGCUGGGUUAGCG
Suillus subaureus is the source of this 991-nucleotide messenger RNA. RefSeq lists its product as uncharacterized. NCBI's taxonomy places the organism in Eukaryota, Fungi, Basidiomycota, Agaricomycetes, Boletales, Suillaceae. The transcript has 4 exons. The record is from RefSeq and is a predicted model, not a curated record. The annotation marks the transcript as partial.